UGCAGCUUUCUGGGCUGUCUCAAUUAUAAAGGGUGAGUCAAUGAGGGUCCAAUAUGAAAUGGUUUCUACUAAAGCUGCAAAUGUCCAGGAAGAAAUUGUUGACAAACAUAAUGCCCUCAGGAGGGGAGUAAUUCCCAAAGCCAGAAAUAUGCUGAAAAUGGAAUGGAAUGAAAAGGCUGCACAAAAUGCCAGAAAUUGGUCUAAGGAAUGUACAAAGGACCAUAGUCCCCCAUUCAAGAGGAUGAUUACAAACAGUUUAUGUGGAGAAAAUUUGUUGUUUUCUUCUUCUCCCUUGUCAUGGUCAAAUGUAAUCCAGAUGUGGUAUGAUGAGUCAAAAAAUUUCAAGUAUGGAUCUGGACCAACAAAACCAAAAUCAGUGAUUGGCCACUAUACUCAGACUGUAUGGUCUACUUCUUAUAUGAUUGGCUGUGGCGUCGCUCAUUGCCCCAGUCAGGAGACAUUUAAAUACUUCUAUACAUGUCACUAUUGUCAUGGGGGAAAUAAUCUUGCAACUCUUACUACUCCUUAUAAGAAGGGGAUCCCAUGUGGAGACUGCCCAGACAAAUGUGAAGAUGGACUUUGCACCAAUCCAUGUCCCUACAUUGAUGAUAUUGCUAACUGUCUAGAUGCUAUACGUGUUCUUGGAUGCAAUCAUGAGGUAGUUGCUCUAAAAUGUAGAGCUAGUUGCAAUUGUACAACUGAAAUAAAAUAA
Dromiciops gliroides (monito del monte) is the source of this 712-nucleotide messenger RNA. Its product is annotated as cysteine-rich secretory protein 2-like. The transcript has 7 exons. Gene Ontology annotation, biological process: binding of sperm to zona pellucida. The record is from RefSeq and is a predicted model, not a curated record. Gene Ontology annotation, cellular component: extracellular region. Lineage: Eukaryota; Metazoa; Chordata; Mammalia; Microbiotheria; Microbiotheriidae. The coding region runs from base 41 to 712 and encodes 223 amino acids.